Darwinula stevensoni is the source of this 2490-nucleotide messenger RNA. Lineage: Eukaryota; Metazoa; Arthropoda; Ostracoda; Podocopida; Darwinulidae. The record is from the annotation of a GenBank genome assembly.
CAAUAAUAUAGGAUUCACGACCUUUGGUUGAGAAUAAUGGAUCAAGAAGCUAAUUCCUGAAUCACAACCAAGGUAUGCUCAAGAAUUCCUCUUGGAGCAUUUCAUGCUGGUAUACGUACAUCUUACAGGAGUAUUUCAUGAGAUAUUCCAUGAAAGGGAGAUCAAGAAAAUGCUGAAAAGUUACUCUUCAACGGGGAAAAUUUGAAGUAAAUGAUGUGGUGCUGAUGAAUCUUUAAUAUGGUUUUAUGCUGAAAUAUUGUCAAAUAUCAUAUCGGCUAUCGGCUUUAUAUAGCGGCCAAUACCGGAAUCGGCAAAAUCGGUAAAAUCCAGUAUCGGUCGAUCUCUAGCUAUAAGGCCCACCAGGUUGCCUAUCUGCAAGGAAACACACCAAUUUUAGGUUUCAACCCUCCAGAUAUGCAACCCGGUUAUCCAUAAGGCACCCAUUGAACAAACAGGCAGCAAACAUUUCCCUAUGUUGCGCUUAAAUGCGAACACCCAGUAUAUAUAUUAGGUACAUUCAGGAUCACAAUUCUUUGCAAAAAAAUGUGUUUAUGAACGUGAACUAGUUAGGAAAAAUAUUCAGAGACUUAAGAACAUUCAAACGUACUCAUGAUCUUUUUCCUUGCAGACGGUUCCGCUAAGAACACAACACAGGUGUAGUGGAAAUCCCCAAAGGAACCUUUCGGAAUCUUCCUUGCAGAAGAUAUUUAUGAAUAAUACUGUAGUGAAGACGAUCCACCCGUCAACCAUGCUCCCUUUGAAGCACUUGCUCGCCAAUAUCGAAAUUCUCGAUUGUCGUCAGGAAGACUUUCCGUUUCAUAUUCUUCAUGAAUACCAUCUCUUGAAAAAACUGAACGUUACAAAGAAUUUGUUGACGUCUGUCCCAUCAUUAUUUGAGAUCGACAGCCUGGAGAUAGUCGAUUUCGAUCACACGUGCGGAGUUCGCCGGAUGGGCGACUCCGAAACUAAGGGAACUCUAUCCCAAAAACAAUUUGUUAACCUCUACCCUGGCCUUCAAGAGCGACAGCCUGAAAAUACUUCGCCUAGAUAAGAAUAUGAUCACGAGUAUGGAGCUCGACCGAUGGGCGACUCUCAAAUUGAGAGAACUUCAUCUCCCCAAUAAUUCGCUGACCUCUUUCCCAGCCUUGAAGUGUGACAGUCUGGAAAAGCUCAGUCUACAUGGUAAUAAGGUCACGAAUGCGGAUUUGGACGUAUGGUCGAUUCCUAAAUUGAUGAAACUUCUUCUGGACGACAAUUUAUUGACCUCUUUCCCAGCCAUCAAGAGCGACAGUCUGGAAGUACUCAUUCUAGAAGGAAAUAGGAUCACGAGUGUGGAGUUAGGAUUGGCUACGCGCAAAUUGAGGGAACUGUAUCUCUUCAACAAUUCGUUGACCUCCAUCCCGACCUUCAAGAGCAACAGCCUAGAAAUACUCAGUCUAGAAGGAAACAGGAUGUCAUCCGAUGUUUAUGGCACUACAUGAGUAUACAUGAAUGGAAGUUCUCUUGAUGCAGGACCCCUCUUCCUCCAAGCUCACAUGCAUUGUGUUAUUGCCAGAAGCUCGGAGAUUCCCUUGUCAACAUCAGAUAUCGAUAUGAAGGAUCUCCUGGAGAACCUCGGGAAGCUGGACCAAUGAAUUCUCUCCAAUGUUUAAGGACUUGAAAGUUUCAGACCUCCCAGAGUCCCUGAAAAUUUUAUCUCUGGUUGAGUUGGAUUUGGUUCUGGUGGGAGAAGGGGAGAAACACCCUGACGAUGCUCAAGAGUAUCAUCCAGAGACCCCCAAACAGGGAGAAAGCAUCUCCAAUGGGGACGAACAUUUUGAAUUCAAGACUGAAGAUGCGAUUGGGGACAUGACAGCAGGAGAGUUCCUGGAGAACGAAGACACCGACAUAUUUGGUCAUGGUUUCAUCCAUCUCAGCUCAUCAUCAGUCAUGCCCCCUGAGACACGUGGAUCAAAAUGAAUGGAGGAUCUUUGAGCCAUGGAUUUUACCAAGUUGCUCAGGAAAACAGGAACUGAGGCGCACAUGGAAUCCAAUGAGAUAACAUCGGAAGGCAAUGGGUGAUAUGGGUGAAGGAGUGCACCAGAAGCAUGGAAGAGAUGCAGAGAAUUCCUGGAGUGACUGAUGAAUAGGGAAUAUUAUCAACAUGACUCCAAGUGUUAUUGUUCUUGCCUUUACUCACCCAUGACAAUUUUUGGGGUUUUCCUGUUUGGUUCCCCCCCCGUGUAACAGCACCUGCUGCCUUCUCUGUCUCCUUUUCCUUCUCCUUGUUUCCGCUAAUUUAAUCGAUUGUGUACGGAUUUGAUCCGAUGUGAUAGUUUUUUUCUGCAAUUGAGUAAAAGUAUGAAAUUGAUUCCUCUCUCCUUCGCUCUUGCUACUUCAAGUCAUAGAAGCAGUCCUCCCGCAUUUCUAUUACUCUGCGAUGUCUAAAUGAUUUAUGCUAGUGUGCAUUAUGUGCUAGUGUACCAAUAUUCCCAAUGUGUAAUUAGCGCC